AUGGCCUCUGCGGACUGGCGAUUUGGAGUGAUCUUCCUUUUUGAGAUCGGCAUCGGAGCCUCGGGGAAUUUAGCACUCUUGUGUCACUAUUGUAUCCUGUGCUGCAGGGGCUGCAGGCCCAGGUCCACCGAUGUGAUCCUCAGGCACCUGACUGUGGCCAACACCCUGGCCAUUCUCUCCAGGGGAAUCCCAGAGACCAUGGCAGCGUUCGGGAUGGAAGGCUUCCUCAGCGAUGCCGGAUGCAAGCCGGUGUUCUACGCUCACAGGGUGGGCAGGGGUGCGUCCAUGGGCAGCACCUGCCUCCUGAGUGUCUUCCAGGCCGUCGGCAUCGGCCCCAGGCGCUCCAGGGGGGCAGAGCUGAAAGCGAAGGCCCUAAACCACAUUGGCUCGUCUAGCGCCCUCUGCUGGGGCCUGCACAUGCCGCUCAGCGUCAGAGUUCCUGUGCUGGGGAGCGACACAGGGGUCAAUGGAAACAUCACCGAAACUGUUGAUUUCCAGUGCUGUUCAGCUACGCUUCCUGACAAAGAUAAAGCUUCUCUGUUUGGGGUGUUGACACUCUCCCACGACAUUCUGUGUUUGGAGCUCAUGGUCUGGGCCAGUGGCUCCACGGUUUUCAUCCUGUUCAGGCACAAGCAGCGGGUCCACCAUCUCCACAGCCACAAAAUCUCAUCACGACCUUCCCCUGAGACGAGAGCCACCCAAAGCAUUGUCAUCCUGGUCUGUGCCUUCGUGUCCUUCCAUGCCCUGUCUUCCAUCAUUUACUUUUUGUUCCCCCUUCAUUACGAAACUGCCUGGUGGCUGGUCAAGACCUCUGCUGUCAGCAAUGCCUGUUUCCCCACUGCCGGCCCCCUGAUUCUCCUGAGUCGCGAGCAGUGUGUUUCCAGGGUCAUUUGGAAGAAGUAA
Molecule: messenger RNA, 903 nt
Organism: Fukomys damarensis (Damara mole-rat)
Lineage: Eukaryota; Metazoa; Chordata; Mammalia; Rodentia; Bathyergidae
Product: vomeronasal type-1 receptor 2
Exons: 1
Coding region: 1-903 (300 amino acids)
Biological process (GO): G protein-coupled receptor signaling pathway
Cellular component (GO): membrane
Molecular function (GO): pheromone receptor activity
Source: RefSeq, a predicted model, not a curated record